Lymnaea stagnalis (great pond snail) is the source of this 4275-nucleotide messenger RNA. Lineage: Eukaryota; Metazoa; Mollusca; Gastropoda; Lymnaeidae. The record is from the annotation of a GenBank genome assembly.
CAUCCAAAUAAAAGGAAAAGUUCAGAGUCUAUUGAUGAUCUCAAAUUCACAGAUGAUGAGCUCAUGUUUAUAAGCAGAGACAUUGCUCAAGAGAUUAAUUGUGCUCGGACAAACCUCAGGCAGUCCUCUAAUAUAUGUAUUCUCAAGACAGAGGAUGCCCCAGGGUCAAAUAGUAAUAAAGAUGAAAAAGACAACAUUUUCAACACAAGUAGCAUCACAGAGGAAAUUGUCAAUGAAAUUAUGAAGGAAAAAGAAUCUUGCGAUUUAAAUAGUUCUGAUAAAUUUCAGAAGAAUCUCUUACCAAUUGAUUCACCAGCUUCAAAACUAAAAGAAUGUGACCGUAAAGAUAAACAUAGAAACUCUGAUGUUCAUAAAGUUAAAGAGGCAGUUCAAGAGCCCCAAACUGAUGGCAUUUCUGGGGAGCUCUGUGAUGGCUUCUUCAAUGAUUCAGACACAGACCUUUUUGAUUUCAGUGAUGGUGCUGAAUUCAAGGAUGAAAUGGAAGAAAAUUAUGUAGCAUCAAAAACUGGCAACAUAUCUAGCCCAUCAAACACUGAGAGAAAUGAAUUUUUCCCAACACAGAAAUCAAGGGUUAAAUGUGACUUUGUUUCUCUUGGCUCUUGUUCAUCUGUUGUUGAUUCUCUACCUAGAUCAGUGGUACAUGACAACACUCUUUGUGAUACAGCUGCAUGUGCUCCUCCAGUGACAGCCACCAAGCAAACUUCCCUUCAUUCCUUCUUUAAAAUAAAACCUGGAUUAAAUGCAAAAACACAUUUACAACUUAAAGCUAAAACUUCACAUCUGGGUAAGAGGUCUAAUAACAUCUUUCACAAUGUCUCCUCUCGGCCUAGUCUCCAUCAGUCAAAAUCAGAGCAGUUGCUACCCAAGUCAUCUGGUAAAGUCACUAUGAGGGAUAUCAGUAAGACACAAGCCUCUUUGGAAUCAAAUGACUAUGUAGAAGAAAAUGAACCCCAGAUGGAAAAUGGCAACAAAAAAAAUUGUCCUUUUUACAAGAAAAUUCCAGGUGAUUAUUGUACACUACUGUUUACUUAGACAGAGUUUAGUCAGACUGGGUUUACUUAGACAUUAUCAUUUUUAAGUAUUAAAUACAGUACUAUUAAACCAUUUCAUUGUUUUAUUAAAAAAAAAAUUCAAUAAAGUAACAAAACAUUGUAAUAUUUUAUUCUAUUACAUCAGGUACUUCUAUCACUGUUGAUGCAUUUCGUUAUGGAGUUAUUCCAGGCUGUCAGGCAUACUUUCUCACACAUUUUCACUAUGAUCAUUAUGGAGGACUUACAAAAAAAUUUGCCCAGCCUAUUUACUGCAGUCAGGUAAAAUAAGAGCUUAUUAAUUGUAUUUUGGUAGCACUUUUAAUCAAAACCAAAGUCUAAAAUUUAUUCUACUUUACUUUACAUUCUACAAAAUGAAUUGUGUUUUUUAUUUAGGAAAUUAAUUGUUUUCCUCUGUUAGAACUGUUUUAAAAUGUAACUGCUUCAAUGGAAAAAUAAUAAUGACAGGUGACAGGUAACCUUGUAGAGAGUCGUAUUGGUGUUGACGGAAGGUGGAUAAAACGUUUGCCUAUGUGGCAACCAUGCUUAGUAGCUGGAACAACAUUGACUUUGAUGGAAGCCAACCAGUGAGUUCCAAACUAUUUUUUGUUCAUUUCUUUAAUUAAAGUCUAGUACUUAGCCAGUAUGCAAAUUAUUAUUUUUUUAAAAAUAUAAUCAUAAUUUUUUCUUACAAUGGUCUUUUUCUGAUUCCCAGUUGUCCAGGAGCGGUCAUAGUUUUGUUUGAGCUGAAAGAUGGGAGAAAAAUACUUCACACUGGUGAUUUCCGGGCUUGUACAGAAAUGGAGACUUAUGAUAUGUUACAAAAUGUGAUCAUAUCUGAGCUUUACUUGGACACAACGUAAGAAAUUUUGAUUUACUUUUUUUAAUGUUAGAAUUUUAAAUAGCUUAUUUAUGGUGUUCUGUUUCCCAAAUUUUUGCAGAAAAAUAUAUAAUUUAUAUGAAUGAGAGAAAAAUUAUUGGAAAUUCUAAAUAACAAAAGAAAUAAUUAUUUCUUUAUUCUAACUCUUUUUAAGUUUUUGUUUUUUGGGGUUUUGGUUUAAGUUAUAAUAGUUAUGUUAUUGUAACUUAGGUUACACUAAAAAUUAGCUUGUUUUAUGCAUCUUUUAAAAUUUAGGUACUGCAACCCAUCAUAUGCAUUCCCUGCCCAGAGUGAAGUUAUUAAUUUUGUUGUGUCCCUUGUAUUGAAACACAUAUCAGAUCACCCAAGCACAUUAAUUGUGUGUGGUGCUUAUACUAUAGGAAAGGAGAAAAUCUUUACUGGUUUGUUUAUCAUUUUCUAUUAUAUUUAUAAAAAACUAACAUUUGUGAAAUUCUUUCAAGUUAACAUUGUUUGACAGAUACUGUUCAUUAUUUCAAUAAGUGAAAUAAAAAAUAUGACUUUUUAACAUAGUUUGAAAUUCCUAAAAUGUUGCAAUGAUUGAAGAUAUUUUUUCUUAAUAAAAGCAAUAGCCAAAAUCCUGGACACUAAGAUAUGUGUUAUGAGUGACAAGAAAAAAGUCUUAGAAUGCCUCGAUGACGAUGAUCUCAAAUCUAGGAUAACUCUUGACUGGUCUAAAGGACAAGUCCAUGUUCUUCCCAUGGGAAAACUUAAUCAAGAGGUUAAUGUUUAUAAGAGUAUUAAAUUUUGAGAGAAAAGUCUUUACAUGGAAAAUAAGCUUUAAAAAAAUGUUAAUAACUACAAAUGCAUCCAAAUAGUGUUCAUAAUAUAUGUUUGUUUUUUGUUGUUUUUUUUUCGCUAGUUGAAGGCUUAAAGAAAUUUACUUACAUUUAAUUUUGAAAUGUUAUUUUCUAAUUUUUUUAAAUUUUUAAUUUAUUUAUCCAUUAUUUAAUUGGUUAUUCAUUUGUGUUCACACAUGUUCAUCAACUAAAUAAAAGAUAAUAAUUUUUAUAAAAACUUUGUUUCUCAUCUUUCAGGCUUUAUUUGAACACCAAAGAAAACACUCUCAUUUUAAGACCGUGCUUGCCUUCCAACCAACUGGCUGGACACAUAGUGAAAAGAUGAUAUCCCUGGAAAACUUGAGACCUAAGUGGAGUAGAAAUGGAGUUACACUCUAUGGUAGGAUAACUUGACUUUGUAUUGUUUGUAAUUUAUCUGAAAAAGGACACACAAAAAACAAUGCAGAUAAAAAAAAACACAUUGCCUAUUUGAUUUUUUGUUGAAAAGAAAAUCAUCAAAAUGCCUCUCUCUAUUUUGGUUCAGUACAAGUCUUUUAUUCUUAUAAUUAGGUUUUUGUAGAGUACCGAAAUUUAAUAAAAUAACCUUGAUAAACAGACCCGUCUGUAAAGGUUGAACCAGCUGUGGUCAAACUGUUUUGCCAAGCAGACAAAGUUGUGUCUAAUGAACAGUAAAAUUGACUUAACCAUGUACAAAAACAAGAAAUUUUACCAUUAAACAGAAAUUAAAUAAGGAAAUAGACAGUUGAAUCGUCUUAUUUUAUCCUAAAUGUACAAUUUUACAUUCCUUUCCUGAGCAAGCUAUUAAAGUUAAGACACAUCUCAACUCGGUCAAAAAAUAAUUUAGAACCUGUAAUUAAACUUGAUAGAAUUCUGGAUCACAAAGCCAUGUUGAUCCAAAAAUUUGAACAUAAUUUUGAAACUUCGAAUUUACAUUUUUGAAAUUCCUCAGAUUUGCUUUUUUUUCUUUUUUUUUUUUCUUUAAUUUUCGGCAUUUUUAAAAAUAAAAGACCAUAACAAUUUUAGCAAAGAUAUAAUAAAAAGUAUGCUUACUAGCCUUUUAAACAUAUUCUAAUACUUAAUUGAAUGAUGAAGUUAAUUUUUAUUUGUGAGAAUUCAAAAAGUUAUCUUUUUAAAAAAAAAUUUAAAAAAGUUCAGGUAAUUUUAAGUAUGUCCUCAAUUGUUGAAAUUUGCUUUGCCUAUAUGUAAAUAGAAAAGGUGAUGUCUAUUUUUUUAUUAUAAAAACCUAUGGUAGCAAAGGGUUUAACGUCCAGGGUUGUUUUUCUAUUUUAUCUUUUUAAAACAACUUAUUUGUUUGCUGUAUCAUCUAUUUAUUUUAUCUUUAGGUGUUCCCUACAGUGAACACAGCAGUUUCCUGGAGUUGAAACGAUUUGUACAGUUUAUUAAACCAAAGAGAAUUCUCCCAACUGUAAAUAAUGGAAACCCUGCAGCUCGGCAGAAAAUGGAAGAGAUUUUUAAACAUUGGCUCCAAGACAAGAAUGCAACGUUUGCAUGUGGUCAACAUGCUUAG